Messenger RNA from Monosiga brevicollis MX1, 4152 nucleotides. RefSeq lists its product as uncharacterized. Bases 1 to 3960 code for a protein of 1319 amino acids. The record is from RefSeq and is a predicted model, not a curated record. Gene Ontology annotation, cellular component: nuclear pore. The transcript is spliced from 32 exons. Lineage: Eukaryota; Choanoflagellata; Craspedida; Salpingoecidae. Gene Ontology annotation, molecular function: structural constituent of nuclear pore.
AUGUUGAAAACGGUGGCCGUCUCGUCCUGGCGGCGGGGUCAACUCCCGGAACCCACUCGUUUACUGGCUGGACAACUUGUGGGACUGGAUGACCGACGCCAUGGCUAUGAUGUGGAUGAACAGGACACAAGCUUUGAUGCCAAUGCGGACGUGCGCGCCGGCGGUUACGGCCUCAGUGCCUCUGCUCACUGCGUGUCCUGGCUGAGCCAGGGGCGCCAACUGCAACUGCGAGAGACGCGCUUGCAACUCUCACAGGAAGAUGCCGUCCUUGUCUUUGAAUUUCCGUCUCCCAUCGUUCCAGACCCCGUCUUCUUCGAGCGUGAUGGUCGCCUCAUUGCCCUCGUCGUCCUGGCUGACGGCACAUUUGUACACCUCGCGUUUCCUGCGCCAGCCCAGGGACUGGCAAUGCGCUUCUUUCACAAUUAUGAGCAAAUUGUGGGCUCCUUGGGCACCGCGAUUGUACAAAUUGCUCCUUGCGCUACCGCCAUCGCUUGCCUCACUGCCGAAUCCGAAGUCAUAUUGGCCUACCCCGACGUGCACAACGGAGAGCUGGAGCUUCAGUCGACCAUUUUCUAUGCCCCAGACAUGAUGCAGCAGUUUUUACAAAUGGUGCCAGCAGUCUUUCGACCCAACGCUUCAGCCCCUGCGCGCGUAACAGCCAUGACGACCUUGGCCACGACUGACCGCCGCAUCGGUGCCCUCCUUACUCAUGAUGGCGGCCUCAAGCUCGUGCUGCAGCAAAACGGCGCGCCUUCGGUACGCAACGCUAUCAACCCACAGCCUGCAGUCGUGUGUCAAGAGCUCUCUCAGCUGCGUGUCUACGUCAUCAACCUCGACGAUGCUGAGCAAGAGCAGCUUGAAUUGAUGACCGUGCGCUACGGACUGAAGCCAACGCUGAGUAUGCUGCAGCUGACAGAUAGCAGUGCCUGGGUUGUGUACCACGACAAGGACGAGGCCAUGGUGUGCUACUCUGAGCUCACACCCACUGCCAACACGCACACUGCCUGGCAUCCCUGCACACACGACUUUGAGACACCUGCCCUCAUUCGCGCUGAGGGCUAUGAGCAACAGUACCUGCGGCAAUUGCUCGCCAGUCCCAGCUUUAGUCGCGAUGCUUUUGAAGAUGCUUUGAACACAAUCUUACCUGAUGCUGACCUGGACGCUCUGGCCGAUAGCACGCCAGAAACCUUGAUCAGUCAGGCGGAAACCUGGCUAGCCGAUCUGGCACUUGCCCGUGGUGGUGAACUGGCUGCUGAAACCCGCUUUCAACUCUAUCAGCAACUGGCCGAGCAAUACGGACAGCAUGCCAUUGCUGCCCAUCGCGUUGUCGGCCUACUAUGGCACACAAACGAUGACAUGAUCUACACCUUGGCCACGAACCACGUCUCCAUGACCGUACCGGCGCCGGCCCUACAUAAGGUGUACACGGCGGACCCAACGGCCCGCACACGGUACCUGUCUACCAUUUUGGCGCCGGCACAGGUGACCGCCAAGCACAUCCAGGACACUGGGGCGCUCGUCGACUGCCUCUGGAACCUCGGCUCACUUCUGCAAGAAUACGAUAGUAAUGCUUUCGGCGUGGCCCCUCGCCUGGCUUGCGACACCAUCGUGGCCUCCCUCCUUGAUGGCUCGGCCCUUCAGCGCGGCCAUGGCUCGAACGCACAAAGCAGCAGUGAUGAGUAUACGGACAUUGCUCAAGCGAUCACGGUGCUUCUGGCGCAAGUCGGCGACGUGCUGACGGCCACACUAUGCCUGCUGGCAACAUUGCAACCCAUCUCUGCUGACCUUAGCGAGUUUCAAGAUGGUCUGAGUUCAACCAACUUCUCUGCAAUUCUCAUGAGCUGCCGGCCACUGGCCAUGGUGCCUAACUUUGUUUUUUCUCUGCGACAAGCUGAAUCGCUGGAAGACGCCAUUCUACAGAGCACGUCGGGGAUGUUGUCGGCUUUGCGCUCCGUAGUGGCCAUUGAGAACGUGCCUCUGCUCAUGGAGCUGCUAGAUAUUGAUCGCAGCGCCACCCAGGCAGUGAUUGACUUGAUGGCGCUUUGCACCGCCCAAGCUCGAGCACGGCCUAGCCUGGAUGCCGCUCGCAAAUUGCUCAGCCUCUACCUUCAACAGCCUCGUGAGACCUCGGGCAACGUUCUGGCAGUCGGUGCCCAUGCUGCCGACCUGUAUCUUGCGCAGAUCACUGCUCUCGCGCCUGAAGCCCGCGUUCUCUUGGCACACAUGCAGGCACUUCUGCUCCUGCGCCAGGGUGAUUAUGAUGGGGCUGUUUCAGGCUAUGGGUUGGCCUUUGAUAUUAUUCAAGCGCUCUGCACCACACCAAAUCAAGACCAAGUCAUGUCCCGGGAACUCUUGGGCGUCUUGUUGCGCCGUCCCAACCAACCCAUGUUGGCAGCGGAUCGCUUGGAAGAGGAGGUGUCUCGAGCUCCGCUAGCGGCUCUGUAUGCCAAGGCGUUCAUGUUUCAUCUUGAGGCGGCCGUGUCUGGGGCCAAUUCAAGCCUCGCUGAUGCCAAGACGGUUGGGUUGGUUCUACUGGUUCAAGUCAUUGAUGCCGCCGUCAUGGAAUACCAGCUUACAACGAUGCAUAUCAACACUUUCAAGCACAAACUGGCACUCAACGAUGUGGAUGGUGCCUUUGCAGCCAUCGCGCAAUUGGGUGCCCACGAAGCGAUUCGGGACGAUUGCAUCUCGGAGCUAGUCUCGACACUCUGCGAUCGCAAUGAAAUGCAGGCGAUCGUGCAACUCCCCUACGGGCAACUGGAGCAUAUUGUACGCAACGUCAUCUCCACGCGGGCACGCAAUGCCAGCGCAACUGCAGCCGCCUUAGAGGACAGGGUCAAUUUUUACCAGGUUUUGUAUGCAUUCUUUAUCUUUCGGGCUGACUACGCGGCAGCCGCACAGGCCAUGUACAUUUAUGCGUCACGACUAGCGGCCGAAUCUCUCGACCCAGACACUGACGAAUCCAUGAUCGUGCUUGAGGCUGAACGCGACGCCUACUUGACGGCUUUGAAUGCUCUUCAAACCCUGCCCACGGAGCACGCUUGGUUUGCCGCCAACGUUGUCUCGCGAGACGGUCAUCAUCAGAAUGCGGCCCCAAAGCGUGUGCGACAUGGUGGAGAAGAUUCGAUGGACGAGAGCCAGGACAUCGUGGUCACGCCUUCUUCUGGCGCCUCGAUUGUGACGGCACAUGAAUUGCGUUGCUGCUAUGUCCUGUGCCAGGCAGUAGCUGACAUUGUCGAUGCCAAGCUGCCUGGUUAUCGCCAGCUAUCACGCAACGUCAACUACACCUUGGCGGCUGAAGUCCUCAUCUCUGCACGCCGUUAUGACGAUGCGAUUAACCUCGUGCUCACACGGGCCCGGGGCCAGGUGGACCAGGUUGAGUUUGACUUUUCAAGCUUGUUUCGAGACCUGACGGAACAGUGUCUGCGGAUUUCGCUCGAGACCGACGUGGACGUGACUUGGUUGUAUCAGAAUGAGAGCCCUAUCGCCGCGGGUAGCACGGCUGAGGCUAUCGCCUGGCGACUCUUGCGCAAAUAUCUUGCGCUACUCGACUGCAACACCACCUCUUUUGUUUAUCACGAGGUCGUGACACGCACCAUCUUGUCACUGCGGCCACUCAAGAAUGGCACGCGCUUUCCCCUCCCACAUUGGCUGCUGGAGAGUCAUUUGGCAUGCAACCCCAAUGCGCUUCUGGCCUUGCUCUUGCGUUAUCAAAUGUGGGACGUCGCUCACCAGGUUGCAGUGACGUCAAUUCAAGAGGCACACAAGGUUCUGCAGGCACGGGACGAAGGCAACACCAAUCUACCUCGCCAGAGCCUUCAUGCCGUGCCUUUCGACAACAUUGAACGGCUGCAAAAGAGCUUGCAAGUGGUGUCUGGCAAGAACGAGGCCUUGCAAGGGCUUGAAGAAGAGCUGAAGCACGUCCUCGACCGUUUUAAAACCCGUCUCUACUAUCAAUAGAUGGUGUCGUGGUGGAAGGGUCUGGCGCUUGAGGCGGAAGGACCGACUUGAUAUGGUCGCAAACCAGUGAUGCGCCUUUGAAGCUUUCUUUGCGAGAUGAAUGUGUGCCCAAAGUUGGUGCUCGCUCUCUCACAUGCCCUGGCCCGCCACAGGACUUGUUGCGUCGUUCAGAAUUGAUCUUUUCUUUUUUUC